Gaeumannomyces tritici R3-111a-1 is the source of this 2805-nucleotide messenger RNA. Its product is annotated as glycoside hydrolase. The transcript has a single exon. NCBI's taxonomy places the organism in Eukaryota, Fungi, Ascomycota, Sordariomycetes, Magnaporthales, Magnaporthaceae. Gene Ontology annotation, biological process: carbohydrate metabolic process. Gene Ontology annotation, molecular function: beta-N-acetylhexosaminidase activity. The record is from RefSeq and is a predicted model, not a curated record. Bases 132 to 2543 code for a protein of 803 amino acids.
GUUCUGGGCAACCACCCAAUGGGCCCGUCUCGUCAGAGCCAUGGUAUGAAGCGAACCGAUGCAGGAAGAUGAAGCCGAAGAAGAUGCGGUUGCCUGCGACCACGACAGGCGCACAGCGAAAUUGAUCCAUCAUGGUGCCCCUACCGCUCUGGACCGCGCUGCUCGGCGCCGGGUCGCUUGCGGCCUCGGCCCUGCAGCUGCUGCCCCCACUGCCCCAGCCGACGGGGCUGACGAGGGGCUCCCCCUGGCGCGCCGGGGAGACGGAGCGGAAGAUCUACAUCGAGGAUGCCUUCGCGUCCCGGUCCGACGCCGACGGCCUGACGCUAAUACCGCCGACGGCCUACGAGUUCGCCGAGGUGUUCCGGCAGGACAUCAGCGAGCUCACGGGCGCCAACUGGACCCUGGAGCGGGUCGGUCGCCUGCCGGAGCUGGCCGACGCCAGCGGCGUCCUGCUCGGCGCCUUUACGGGCGGCGACACGCCCGACCGAGAGCCGCCGACCUACGAGGAUGGAGAAAAGACGUCCGAGGGCUACGAGUUUCGUGUAUCGGUCACGUCGGUAUUCAUCGGCGGCACCGGCGCCAGGGGCAUGUGGUGGGGGACGCGGACGCUCCUGCAGCUCGUGCUGGCGGCGACGGCGGCGGCGGGCAACGACAGCGACGCCGGGGCUGCGCAGCUGUCGGCGGGCUACCAGACGGUCGACGCGCCGGCGUACGCGACGCGCGGCUUCAUGCUCGACGCCGGGCGCAAGUGGUACGCGCCGUCGUUCCUCAAGGAGCUGUGCAGCUACGCCAGCUUCUUCAAGCUGAGCGAGUUCCACUACCACCUGAGCGACAACUACCCGCUCAACCGCGGCCGCAACGCGUCCUGGGCUGACGUAUACUCGCACUUCUCGCUGCUGCCGGAGCGCGACGCCGAGCUGCGCGGCAUGCUGCACGGGCGCGAGAACGAGACGCUGUCGCGGGCCGACUUUGAGGACGUGCAGCUCCACUGCGCGCGCAGGGGGGUGACGGUGGUGCCCGAGAUCGAGGCGCCGGGCCACUGCCUGUACCUCACAAAGUGGCGGCCCGAGCUGUCGCUGCCGCACAAGCGCGACCUGCUGAACCUGACGCACCCGGACACGGUGCCGGCCGUCAAGCGCGUCUGGGCCGAGUUCCUGCCGUGGUUUAAAACGAAACAAGUGCACGUGGGCGCCGACGAGUACGACGCGGCGCUGGCCGACGACUACAUCCGGUUCGUCAACGAGAUGACGCGCUGGGUGCGCGCGCAGACGGGCAACGGGACGCGGAUCCGGAUCUGGGGCACGCACGAGCCGUCCGAGAACCUCACAAUCUCCAAGGACGUGGUGGUGCAGCACUGGCAGUACGGGCAGUCGGACCCCAUGGAGCUGCUAGAGAGCGGGCACGACGUGGUCAACUCGCAAGAUUGGUGGGCCUACACCUCCAUCAAGAACGACCACAUGCCCAUCCUUCCGGCGAGGUACCCGCAGUUCUUCAACGAGGCGCGCGUGCUCGACUUUGCCGACCGCGAGGGCUGGCAGUGGACCCCGGCCGACUUUAACCCCUUCAACCAAACCAUGCAGGCGGCCCCGGGCGCCAAGGGGCUGCGCGGGUCGGUUCUGGCGGCGUGGAACGACAACGGGCCCGACGCGAGCACGCAGCUCGAGGCCUACUACUCGAUGCGCCGGGGGAUCCCGCUCGCCGGCGCCCGGGCGUGGUCCGGGGUUCGGGGCCCACGGCUCGACGCCGGGCUCGUCGCGCCGAGCAUUGACUUCUUCUCACCCGUCGCUCCAGGGCAGAACCUCGACCGCGUCGUCCGCAAACGUCGGCCUGGGGCUCCGGGCGAUGCGCCGCUCGUCUCGUGGUCGCGGGCCGCAGCGGACAGCGGCGCGGUUCGGCUCGGCCUAGGCAGCAAGGGCAUGAACUACACGCUGACACUCGAGGCGUUGGGCCCGUUCCGGCUUUCUGGGCCGGAUUGCAGCCUCAGCCUGGUCGCGCCCGGCGGGAGCGGCUCGUCCUCGCCACCCGACCUCUCUCUCGUCUUCGAGGCCGACGGCUGGCGGUACCCGCUGCGAUCCGUCGGGCGCUCCGACGCGCUCGAGCUGAACCCCGGCCACCCAGGGAGGAUCUGGGUCAACGCGUCCGGGUCCACGCACAAGGAGAUGGGCGGCAGCGGCGAGGGCGGGACGGGCGGCAUCCGGGUGCCGGCCAACAUCACGGUUGCGACGGACGCGCUGCACGGUAGCGUGGUCUGGGUGAACGGGGUGUUGGUGGGCCGGUUCGAGGUGUUUGUGUACGGCGGGCGGAACACGCAGUUUAGCUGGAGCCAGAUGGCGUUUGUGGCACCACUGGACGAGAUCGAGGGAGGGGUCCACGGGCUAGCGAGCUUGAGGCUGGAGGAAGGAUUCCGUAUUCCAGGCCAAGGUGGGGCACCAACUGGCACCAACCCACCGCCAGGUUCGUCGGCUGCAAGUAGGACGCUGGGUGGGUUCUGCUGGGCCGUCGUUGCGGCGGUGCUAAGCACGUUGACAUUUUUUAUGUUAUGAGAACUCUUCUAUCCCGGCAAAUAUGGAACGAAAGUUGGGCUAGGACAAGCCGAGUCUCUGUGCUAGCCGGGUCGAGCAACAACCUGUUUGUGAUGCUCAGGGCCGUUGGGCGGUUGGGUUGGACGACGUCAUCGAAACGUCAGCGUGGUGUCCCGACUGGCCCCGAUUCCUUACUCAUCCUCCACCACGGGAAUGGCCGGAAUGGCCGGAAAACAGAGAGGAAACGUCGAUAGAUGAUUGAGUUUGCGCAAUUUGACAUUAG